This is a messenger RNA of Cooperia oncophora, 345 nucleotides long. NCBI's taxonomy places the organism in Eukaryota, Metazoa, Nematoda, Chromadorea, Rhabditida, Trichostrongylidae. The record is from the annotation of a GenBank genome assembly.
AUGAUCACGGAAUUGCAGGCUCUUCUCGCUUCUGAAGGGCUUGAAGAGCUCAACGUAGACGGGGAUCUUCUUCGGAGGAUCGUUCAUCUACUUGUCAAAAUCGCCGUCAACAUGAGCGCUCCCGAUCUCAAGAUUGAAAACAUCAUUGAUAACCAUCCUGUAGGAUCUCUACUCAAAGAUGAUGAGAGGACGUUCAUCUGUAAAAGUGUUGACAUUCUAAGGGAACAUCCCGAGAACAUAUCCGGCCUGACCCGUCAUCAAGUUCAGUCUCAUACAUGCGGAGACUACUUGGACUCAAGCAUACGGUUCGACAGAAACGUAGGUUCAACUCAAUUUUUGAUUUAA